CUUCUCCUUGCUGCCGGGGCUUGACGUCAGCGCGGCUUUCCCGAGCUGCGGCCGCUUGGGGCUGGGAGUUGCUGCUGCUCAGGCACAGCGGGCAGAGGCAGGGCUGCUCUUGCCGGGAAGGAGCUGGUCCCACACACCGCCCCUCGCACUCCUGCGGGCGGCGCGGCACGACAAAGGGGCUGCAGCGCCUUGGGAGAGCCCGCUAGCUGGGGCGCUGGGACUGGCGCCCAAUUUGGGGGCAGGGAGCGGGGCCCACGCCUGGCAAGCCGCUUCCAAGGGAAGAGAGGGGGGGGGGCGGGGAGCGCUGCGCGGAGCCCCGCCCGGGGAGAGCCCUCCGCAUGGGGCAGUGAGGGGGAGUAAGGGCGCGCCCCGGGGAAGUUCCCUGCAGCUGGGCCGCGGAGCCCGGGCGCGCACGUGGGGCCGAGCCCUCCAGCCGCGCGGAGCCCGCCGGAGCAGACGCGCGCCGUCCGGGCGAGGGGGGCUUGGAGACGCCCCCUCCGUCCACUGCAGCCAUGGCUUUGAAGGACACGGGCGGCGGCCGCGCCAUCCUGCCCAUCAGUGACAUGGGGUCUUCCCUCCCGGCGCCGUCCUGCUCGCCCUUCCCCGAGGUGGUGGAGCUGAACGUGGGCGGCCAGGUGUAUGUGACCAAGCACUCCACGCUGCUCAGCGUCCCCGGCAGCACCCUGGCCAGCAUGUUCUCCCCGCGCCGGGGCAGCCAGGCGGCCGCCAGGGAGCUGCCCAGGGACAGCCGGGCGCGCUUCUUCAUCGACCGCGACGGCUUCCUCUUCAGGUACGUGCUGGAUUAUCUGCGGGACCAGCAGCUGGCCCUGCCCGAGCACUUCCCGGAGAAGGAGCGGCUGCUGCGGGAGGCCGAGUACUUCCAGCUGGGGGAGCUGGUCCAGCUGCUCUCCCCCAAGGUCACCAAGCAGGGCUCGCUCAACGACGAGGGCUGCCAGAGCGACCUGGAGGACAGCAACUCGCAGGGCAGCGGCGACCUCCUGCUGCGGGCGGCGGCCGGGGCCGCCCUGGAGAAGCGCUCGGGCUUCCUGACCGUGGGCUACCGGGGCUCGUACACCACGGUGCGGGAGAACCAGGCGGACGCCAAGUUCCGCAGGGUGGCCCGGAUUAUGGUGUGCGGCAGGAUCGCGCUGGCCAAGGAGGUGUUCGGGGAGACGCUCAACGAGAGCCGGGACCCCGACCGGCCCCCGGAGAAAUACACCUCCCGCUUCUACCUCAAGUUCACCUACCUGGAGCAGGCGUUCGACCGGCUCUCGGAGGCCGGCUUCCACAUGGUGGCUUGUAACUCCACCGGCACCGCCGCCUUCAUCAACCAGUACAGGGAGGACAAGAUCUGGAGCAGCUACACCGAGUACAUCUUCUACAGUCCAGCAACCCGAAUUACUCCCCUAAUAUAUUUAACACAGCCAGCUGGGGCAUCAAAGCUGGCAGCGGGGGCGUUGUUUACCCGGUCCAGCGCCAAUCCGGACCACCUCAGAGAACAGUGUCUCCCAAACAAGAACACGAAGAAAGGAAGCAUGACAAAGUCACAGACAAAGGAAGCGAAAGUGGGACUUCCUGCAAUGAGUUGUCCACCUCUAGUUGUGACAGCCAUUCAGAGGCUAGCACUCCUCAAGAAAAUGCUGCUAGCACCCAACAGCCAACAGCACACCAGCCAAAUACUCUAACUUUGGAUCGUCCAUCAAAGAAGGCCCCAGUGCAGUGGAUGCCACCACCAGACAAACGCAGGAACAGUGAACUCUUUCAAACUCUCAUUAGCAAGUCUAGAGAAACAAAUCUUUCUAAAAAGAAGGUAUGUGAGAAGCUGAGUGUUGAAGAAGAAAUGAAAAAAUGUAUUCAAGAUUUUAAAAAAAUCCAUAUUCCAGAUUGCUUUCCAGAGCGCAAACGGCCAUGGCAGUCUGAACUCUUACAAAAAUAUGGGUUAUAGUUAAUUGCCUCUCUCAUGAAGUAUCUCUGGUGCAUUUGCUGUUUAUUAAAGUUGCCUCUAUCCUACUGCUGUCCUCUUUAUGGUCCACUCUGCAGUCAGAGUGAUUCCUGCUGCUUAUUUCUUUCUGUGAACACUGGAUGUUGGAUAGUACAUGGUUUCUUAAAAAAAAUUAAAGAAAUACAAGAUGAAUCUGGUCUAAACUAUUUUAUAUUAGUAAAACAAAAUGUGCAUGAUCAAGAAAGUUGGUUUUCACACUAUAAUCAUCUGGGAUUCAUUGUCAUUUUGUAACUCUUCAAAUAAAAAACCCAAUCAUCAGAUCACUGCUCACUUUAUGUCAUCAGUAAAAAUGACUCAACCUUGCUAAGGAUGGAGAGAAACGGGGUUUUAAAUUUGAUAUAACUGGUUACAGAACCGAAUCCCAAUACUCUUUCAAUGUUAAUGCAAUAAAACAAAUAUCUAUUUUGCAUGAGCACAAUGUUACAAAUAAAUCACACAAGAACAAGAGGUUUGUCUGUUGCUGGGUAAAUAUUUAUUUAAUGCCAAGCCUAUAAGCGUAAAAUGUCUUGGGGACUGAAUUUGCUUUGUUCCAGAUCUGUGAUUUUUUUGUGUGUACAGUGUUCUGUAUGUAAGGACGGUGUAAAUAUGCCUUAUCCUGUUUCAUUAUUGCACCAACAUUCAUCUAUUAGUGCUUGUCAGAACUAUUUCUAUGAAAUGCAAGCUUAACAGCAGAUUGUGAAAACUGGUUUGAUGGUCUGAAAGUUUCUGUUAUCAUGUUAGCCAACAAAAUUGGAGAAAAAUAAAAAAGACAUUAAUGUAUUUAUUAAAAAGAACCAUCUGGUA
Molecule: messenger RNA, 2785 nt
Organism: Dermochelys coriacea (leatherback sea turtle)
Lineage: Eukaryota; Metazoa; Chordata; Testudines; Dermochelyidae
Gene: KCTD8
Product: potassium channel tetramerization domain containing 8
Exons: 3
Coding region: 513-1685 (390 amino acids)
Biological process (GO): regulation of G protein-coupled receptor signaling pathway; protein homooligomerization
Molecular function (GO): protein binding
Source: RefSeq, a predicted model, not a curated record